GGGGGUUUGUGGGUAGGGUAAAAUGGUGGUUGUGAUGUGUUGCUGGUGGCUUUCCCGCCGUCUGUUGUCAAGGGCAGGCUCUGGUGUUUCUGUGUUAGCUGCAUUGCCACCUAAAUUGCAGCAACACCGCCAAGUCCAUCAUGCAUUAAUCCCUCAUGGAAGAAGCGGAAGAUCCUCUGUUAGUGGCAUCGUGGCCACUGUCUUCGGAGCUACAGGUUUCCUGGGACGAUAUGUUGUCAAUCGUUUAGGUCGCAUUGGAUCUCAAGUAAUCAUCCCCUAUCGCUGUGAUCGGUAUGACCUCAUGUAUCUACGACCGAUGGGUGACCUGGGGCAACUUCUCUUCUUAGAAUGGGACUGUAAGGAUAAAGACUCUAUCCGAAGAGCCGUGGAACACAGUAAUGUCGUCAUUAAUCUCGUUGGAAAGGAGUGGGAAACAAAAAACUUCAGUUUUGAAGAUGAAUUUGUAAAUAUUCCUAGAAGUAUUGCCCAGGUAACUAGGGAAACUGGUGUGGAAACACUUGUGCAUAUAUCUCACCUGAAUGCUAGCAUGAAGAGUCCUUCCAAAUACCUCAGAAGUAAAGCAGUUGGAGAGAAAACAGUGAGGGAAGAAUUUCCAGAUGCUAUAAUUCUGAAGCCUUCUGAGAUGUUUGGGAGAGAGGACCGCUUUCUCAAUCAUUAUGCAAACAUGCGCUGGUUUGGUGGUGUGCCUCUUAUUUCUUUGGGCAAAAAGACAGUGAAGCAACCGAUAUAUGUGGUUGAUGUUGCGAAGGCAAUUAUUAAUGCAAUUAAGGAUCCUGAUGCUAAAGGGAAAACAUAUGCCUUGGCUGGACCUAAUCGAUACCUCCUUUAUGACUUGGUAGAGUACACCUAUGCCGUGUCUUUUCGAACCUUUUUUCCAUAUCCACUUCCACGUCCCCUUUAUCAUUUAAUUGCAAGAUGCUUUGAGAUUAAUCCGUUUGAACCAUGGUUAACACGAGACAAAGUGGAUCGGUUUCACACAACUGACAUGGCAUUUCCUGAUCUUCCUGGUCUGGAGGAUCUGGGUAUUCAACCAACACCUCUAGAACAAAAAGCAAUUGAAGUUCUGCGCCGUCAUCGCAGAUACCGCUGGUUGGAGGCUGAGCUGGAGGAAGCAAAACCAGCAAAGACAUAUCCCAUGUAACAGUUGUCAAGGUUGUUACUCAUGCUUCUUAAACAGCCUUUCUGUGACCUGGUUUGGAGAACUGUGUACAUGCUGAUUAAAAUCCAUUAAUCACGUAAACUAUAUUUCACUAGUGUUACUGUCUCAUUCUUAAUUAUGGAGGAAUUUCAGAGAUAUGUAAUUCUUCUUUUAAAAGAUCGUGAAACCAAUUUUCGUAUUGUUCCUUAGUUUGUGAGCAUUAAGAUAUUGGGGUGAGGGGCAGUGUGUCAUGCAUCUAUAGCCAGUUUCUCCCUGUAUUUUCAAAGCAAGCCUUUCACUGGGUUUUAGUAAGUGCUCUCCUUAAAUGAUUUGAAGAACAUUAGAGUUCAAAACUGUGUGGUCUGGAAUACGUCUUUUCUGGUAGGCUGAACCAGUACUGCCACCUAUUCAGAUUAUCAGGUAUGAAAUAAAAUCAUUAUUGACUAUUUUGA
Rhea pennata is the source of this 1611-nucleotide messenger RNA. RefSeq names its product NADH:ubiquinone oxidoreductase subunit A9 (gene NDUFA9). Gene Ontology annotation, cellular component: mitochondrion. The transcript has 11 exons. Lineage: Eukaryota; Metazoa; Chordata; Aves; Rheiformes; Rheidae. Gene Ontology annotation, molecular function: protein-containing complex binding. The coding region runs from base 23 to 1162 and encodes 379 amino acids. The record is from RefSeq and is a predicted model, not a curated record.